This is a messenger RNA of Saccostrea echinata, 2319 nucleotides long. RefSeq lists its product as uncharacterized. Gene Ontology annotation, molecular function: protein binding. Bases 314 to 2221 code for a protein of 635 amino acids. The transcript is spliced from 3 exons. Gene Ontology annotation, biological process: signal transduction. The record is from RefSeq and is a predicted model, not a curated record. Lineage: Eukaryota; Metazoa; Mollusca; Bivalvia; Ostreida; Ostreidae.
AGCGAAACAAUUAAACAGAAUUGAUCGACGAGAGCUGCGAAGUUGUUGGUAACCGUAUUGAUUGAGGGGCUCUAUCGCAAUCUCUUGUACCAAUGUUGACUUUCCGCAAACGGACGUGAUUGAGAUAACCUCGGGUAGGGACCCAAGCUACUCAAGGAAACCUCCUUCUUUUGCGUCAGUUCAAUCAAGAACUGCCAAGACCGACAUGUUUUUUAAAUUUAUUUGUGAUAUGUACUUUAUGCCCACAAAAAAAGCAAAUGAAAUAGAUAGUGGAAUUUAAAUUACUUUCCGUUCAGUCGGCGUGUGCAGCGAGAUGGAUAUGAAGACAAGACCUGUGUUGGAGUGUCGGAUGCCCACGUUGGUGACCAAACCAGCGUUUCUUAUGCCGAUUGACGAGAUGCCAAAACAUCACAAACGUCAGGCGCUGGGGUUACAAAUGUUAGAAGCCAAUCCUCCACGUAGUCUGAAGGACCUCCGAAACAUCAUCGCAGCCGAACUUAAGCAGGUCACAAAGAAGCUUUCCCGCCUGGAGAGAGCUUACUAUGGAGUGGGAAACAGUAUACAAGACGAGGUCAACAGAUUUGUCGGUCCAAUUAAAGUUGUGAUGCGAAUGUUGACCAUUUUCGAUUUUUCUUCAGGAAGAGUGAUAGAGGAUGCCAUUAAGGCUGGUUUGGAUCCCAAAAAAUAUAAAGGGGAUCCGAACAAUAUAACGCUACUGAAGGACGUGUACACAAAGAUCAAACAAUACGUGCCGGAAAAGUUCACGGAAAUAUCGGACUACUGUCUCAGAUUAUUGUCUACCAUAGAGAAAUAUUGUGUGAGUUUUUAUGACCCGGAAAAGGACGAAUACUUGGAGACCGCCGCUCACUACCAACAACAGAUUAACACUUGGAAGAGCACAAUAAGGAACAAUCUUGAAAAUGUUAAAAAGCUACAGAAAGACUUCCAUGAAAGAAUCAUUCACUAUACGAUGUUCACAACACCUGUUAUCACAUUUUGUAAGAAAAACGAAUGUGAACAGGUUCCUUUUCUUUUCCUUUUCGCAGACGCGUGUACAAACAUUCGUGCUGCCAUGGCGAUCAUGACGACAUGGCUGCAAGCAGACGAAAACUAUCCCAUCUUUUUACGCAAUGAUAUUGAUGAUAUGGAACGAAAUAAGGAGGACAAGAUUCGGUGCAUGCGUGACGCCAAGACUCGUUUUCAUUCUGUUACGUACAAACUCAAUCAUGCUGAAAUCGAACUUGACGCCGCGAAGGCGGAAAUCGAAGGAUGGAAAGAGAAGGAGGAGGCUCUGCGGGUUGAAAAAGACUACCUUUUUAAUCUUCAAAGUGAGUUGCAACAAGAAUGUGACUUUAAAGAAUUUCGACGCGACGAACUUGCGAAAAACAAAGCUGACUUUAGUCCAGACGACUAUAACGAAACAUACGACAUGCUCACGGAAGAAAUUCGUUAUGUUCGAGAUCGGAUGCCCCUUGUUAAGCGACAGCUGACAGCAGCGGAGCACAAACUAGAAUGGAUGGCUGAUAAAAGGCAUGCAUAUAGAAAGAUUGAAAAGGAAGUGAAGCAGUUCAAACUGGAGCUAAAGCAAGCAAAGGUUGAACGUCAACAAAGAGAGAACGAAUUUACGGAACUAGAAAAUGCCCUUGAAGUGGCAAGACGAAUUCAUCGCUUCAAGACAAGCACGGACGCAGCCGAAAAAAUAUAUUUCUGUCUUCCCAUGGGACCAAAGCAGUCACAACAUCUUGGAUCAUUAGAUGAUAAAAUGACAAAAGCAAUUGGAGUCGUAUGCCGCGAAAUAGAUCAGGAUUGGAUGCUUCUGUACAGGACGUUGCCAUUCUAUCCAAAACGAGGUUCUGAAACAAUAGAAAAGGACAUCGCGUCUGUGAACGUGGAAAGCGCGAGGGGGCCAAAAGAAGGGAGGGCAAUGGAAGCCCUGACGAGAUGGAGACGUCAUCACACACGUGCUAAACUUGAUGACCUUCUUGAGACUCUCAAGAAAAUCAGACGACAAGACAUUUUGACGGAAAUUGACAAAGUUUUGAAUCCGCCUAAGUUGAUUGACGAGGAAGAGCAGGAGAUUUAUGUGCCCCCUAGUGUCGCUCCGGAGUUAGUUCCCUUUUACAAAGAACUUGAGAGAUACGAUCAACUGCGAAAGGCUCAUAAAAAUAGAAGGAAAUCUCUACUGGCUCAAAACAAAAAUGCACAAAAGCAAAAGACAUGACCUUUUUCAUUGGUGCAAAACGAAUGUUGUGUUUAAAACAUGACAGGAUAAAAUUCUUUAUGUAAAAUAAUUUUUAGGCAGUUAAGUUACUUUUUCUU